AUGGAUCUACCGAGUGCGUCACCUGUUCCUUCGCAAUCGACCAGCAAUGGCCAGAAGCAGGAAGAGAAUGCCGCACAACGUGCCGUUUCUGCUGCUUAUGAGAAACCUGUAGAGAAGACAGUAAAUCAGGCCACUGGCGGAAGACCCCUGUCUGUGGUCUCGGGUGACGGUUCGGAUGCAGGCUUCCAAACACCUCCCAGGACCUCAGGCACCUUUGAUAGCGUCAAGCGCGCCAGUUCGGUCAGAAGUAAACUCAGUGGCCGCAGAAGACACCGUAGCAGCUCUGCCGCCACAGGCGGAACUCUUGCUGCUGCCGUCACUGCUAGUAGCGCUACCCUUGUUCCUGGUGCCCUUGGUCAAGGCCAUCGUACUACUGGCUUCGCUGUGGCAAGCAGCAAGCGCAACAAAGACUUCCAUCAGCUGUUCCGGAGCGUGCCAGAGGAUGACUACUUGAUCGAGGACUAUAGUGCAGCUUUACAGCGUGACAUUCUUCUUCAUGGCAGGCUUUACAUUUCGGAAGGUCACAUCUGUUUCUCCAGCAACAUUCUCGGCUGGGUGACUAAUCUGGUCAUCAGCUUCGACGAAGUGGUCUCAGUUGAGAAGAAAAGCACCGCCGUCAUCUUCCCCAACGCUAUCGUCAUCCAGACUUUACAUGCUCGAAACGUUUUUGCCAGUUUGGUCGCCAGAGAUUCCACAUAUGAUCUCCUCAUUGGCAUCUGGAAAAUAAACCAUCCAAACUUGAAGAGCUCCCUCCACGGCAUCGCAAUAGAUGAUGCCAGCGCUGGUGAUAAGACGGAGCGUGCGGAAUCAGUAGCGUCCGAUAGAGACAGCUCGGAUGGUGCGACUGAAGACGACGUAUAUGAUGAAGAUGAAGAUCACGACGAUGGCAGCUUCUUUGAACCUGGCGGCAGCGUAGCAGGUAGCGAGAUUGGUGAUCAGGCUGUUAGUCGGAAAACUUCUGCUGUGCCUGUUACCGCCGGUGUUCCUUCAGCCAACGGACCCACAAAAGGCGCUGAGGUUAUUGAAGCAGCCGCUCCUGGCGCCACUGCGGCCGCCGACUUCCCUGGACCAGCCACGCAUGCUGCCACUGAAUGUGGAGAUGAUGCCAGCCAUUAUGACAAGCCAUUGGCCGACACCAUGAUACCUGCUCCUCUCGGCAAGGUCUAUUCUCUGAUGUGGGGUCCAGCAUCAGGUACAUUCAUGAAGAAGUGGCUGGUCGACGAUCAAAAGUCUCGCGAGCUUUCGUUUGAGAACGAAAGAGGUGGACUUGAUGAUACUCAUCGCAGCUUCACGUACUCGUACAUCAAACCUCUCAAUGCGCCUGUUGGGCCCAAACAAACGAAAUGUAUCGUCACAGCCACCGUAGAAAACUUCGAUCUAGAGAAGUGCGUUAGCGUCAACUGCAGCACCGCAACCNCCGAUGUGCCCAGCGGAGGUAUCUUUACAACCAAAACCAGAUACUGCAUGAUGUGGGGACCGAACAACACUACCAGACUAAUUGCCAAUUGUACAGUUGAGUGGACUGGCAAGAGUUGGUUANAAAGGUAUGUAAUGACACUCUCGUCUGUGGGACUCUGCUAA
Molecule: messenger RNA, 1581 nt
Organism: Aureobasidium musti
Lineage: Eukaryota; Fungi; Ascomycota; Dothideomycetes; Dothideales; Saccotheciaceae
Source: the annotation of a GenBank genome assembly